Messenger RNA from Thrips palmi, 2953 nucleotides. RefSeq lists its product as uncharacterized. The record is from RefSeq and is a predicted model, not a curated record. Lineage: Eukaryota; Metazoa; Arthropoda; Insecta; Thysanoptera; Thripidae. The transcript is spliced from 14 exons. The coding region runs from base 165 to 2555 and encodes 796 amino acids.
CCGGCCGCUCACAGCGCUGCAGUCGGCGCUGCUCAUCAGUGUCCACGCCGCGUCGCCUCGCGUCGAACGGGUGCCGGUCAGCGAGCGCACUCCCUCGCCCAGGCAGUGUUGUUGUCGUAAGUAAAUCGGCCAGGUCCGUGACACUGUGAAACGCUUGCAGUUUAAUGGCAGGAACCCUCUUCGUGGUGUGCGUUCCCACCAGAGAGCACGAGGCGGCGGUUUUGGAGCUCGGCGGAGCUGGAGACUUACUCAAACAGCCCGGCAGCGGCCAAGGCAGCGGCCCGAACACCGGGCGGAGCAAUGACUUGCUCGGCGUGCGUCUGCUGGGCACCCGCUCCAAGUCCGAGGACAGCCUUUUCGCGAGGGACGCCCAGGAUGACGCCAACUCGCGCAGGGAGAUGUUCAUCGGGCCCUGGCGGGUGGACGCGACCGACCUGCCGCGGACGCCCCGGAGUCCGCGCAGCCCCCGCACCCCCCGCAGCCCCCUGCUGGGCCUGGCCGGCGUGUCGCAGUCCGACCCGGAGGGGCUCAGCGCGCGCCCGCCCACCACCACCGCCACCACGCCCGGCGGCAGCGCAAGGAAACGGCGCCACCGCUAUUUAGAAACGGAACUUGAAAAUGUGUUGAAGCAGCUGAAGAUUAACAACGCUGUUUGGUGCAUGGGGAAGAAUAAUCGAUAUUACCAAGUUUUGUUCUCCGUCGAGUCUGGCAACCCUUGCGAGGAGGCUCUCGACAAGCUCCACAAGGCCGGCAUCGGGGUCUUGCUGGACUCCGUAGUGAGUGUCCUGCCCUGCGUCCUGUACUACCAAGGCAGCGAGCAGAGCGGCAACGGCUCCAUGGACGACCUGCACGCCGACGAAUCCGCCAAGAAGGACGAGAAGUGUCCCGGUGGCGCUGGAAGCACUGGCGGCAAGGGUCGCGGCGAGCAGGGCACCUGGGAGAGCUUCGUGCAGUCCGUGCGCGCGCGCCUCACCGUGGCGCAGGUCGUGGAGGGCGUGCGCGCCAACGCCACCUUCACCUUCGACUUCCUCCUGCUGCUCAUCGUGGCCGCGCUGGUCGCCGCGCUGGGGCUGUUCGAAGACAGCACCGUGAUCCUCGUGGCCAGCAUGCUCAUCUCUCCCCUCAUGGGCCCCGUGAUGGCCGCCACGUUCGGCACCAUGAUCCACGACUGGAGGCUGCAGCGCAUGGGGCUGGUGAACGAGUGCGUGGGGCUGCUGCUGUGCCUACUCAUCGGCUUCGUGACGGGCGUGGUCGUCAGCUUGAUCGACCGGCCCUGGCCCACCGAGGAGAUGAUGGACAGAGGCCUGCUGCGCUCGCUGUGGGUCAACGUGCUGAUCGCCGUGCUGUCCGGCAUGGGCAUCGCCAUCGCCCUGCUGCGCGACAACACCGGGUCGCUGGUGGGCGUGGCCAUCUCCGCGUCGCUGCUGCCGCCCGCCGUCAACGCGGGGCUGCUCUGGGGCAUGUCGCUAGCCUACUACAUGCUGGGCGCCGACGACGCGCUCCUGGACGGCGUGGCCGCGGGGGCGGGCUACAGCGCCAACUACUCGGACAAGCCCGAGAUGGAGAUGGCCAUCAUGGGCGGCGUGUCGCUGUGCAUCACCUUCAUCAACAUCGUGUUCAUCUACAUGACGGGCAUCCUCAUGCUCAAGGUGAAGGAAGUGGCCCCGUCGAACCAGGAGCGCUUCUGGCAGCACGACGUGAAGAUCGCGAGGGACUACAACACGACGCUGUACGGGGCGAGCGCGGCGGACAUCCUACGCUCCGUCGUCGCCCAGGAACAGUGUGGCGCCGGGCUGGCUGACUGCGCGGACAGGGAAGGACCAGGCCAGUCCCCCAUCCCGUCUAGACUGGCUUGCCUGCUGCAGCUCCCCUCCGGCUUCCCUCACCACUUCGGCGGCGACCCCAGCUACCUCGACGUGUGCCAGCAGCACCAGCUGACGUGGUCACCCAGCACACUGGGCGGCACGCUGGGCACCCUCGACACCGUGCGCGAGCUGGAGGGCCUGUACCGCACCAUCCAGCAGCAGCAGCAGAACCAGCAGCUGCACAUGCACGGCACCGGCAUGUCGCGCAGGGCCUCGUUCGGCAGCUGCGGCGCGCAGGCGUCCUACCCGACCUGGCGACUGGGGUGCAGCGACGGGUACCGCUGCAAACCUCGCAAACGGCGCGCGGCAGGGUCCCCACGGUCCCCCGGCGUCCGGCCGGGCGUCCACCGCGCUCCCUCUGCUGCCGCGGUGCACACGCCGCCCUUCAACAACAUGCCCUGCAAGUCGCUGGCCGUGGACACCCUGGCCACGCCCGCGGCCUUCAAGACGCCGCUCGGGCCGAGCUUCGGCAGUGUGCCUCCCACGCCCUCCCUGUUCCUCACGCCCGUGGACCACUCGGAGCUGACGCCCCUGGCGGCCAGGGACUCGGCCAGGGAAGUGCCCACCCUGUCCGUCAACGACGAGACGGCCUCCGCCUGGCUGGGCGACGCCGCGCACCGCCCCGCCAAGAAGAGGCGCUUCAUCGUCACCAAGGCCGAGGACAAGGAGAUGCUGCUGCCGCGCGACUGAUGACGACGACCUCGUCGUCAUCCACCGGCACAGUGGCUUCAGAAGACUGUGAUAUUUGCUUUAUUCGAACUAUCGAAAAGUGUUGUUUGAGAGUGUCCUGAUACUGUAAUUAUCCCUGUUUUAUUGUAUGUGUUUUGUUUUUAAUUUACAAGGGUUUGGCUAUGUUUCAUCUGUGAUAUUUGAUCAAGUCUUUUAAAAUGUACCUCAUCUUUAAUGUGCCAUUCCCGUUUUUACACACUAUUGGUGAUUUCUAGUGAAUUUUAAUGAAUUCUAGCUGAGUUUUGUAACUUUAGCAUAUGCGCUUUCUCUUGCCUCCGUGCCAUUCGUAGGUAAAUGUGAAUUUAUAGUAGAUUUAAUUAAGGAUGAGAAAUGAUAAGUACAACAGUUUGUUGUUUUCC